AUGCUGAGAAAUCUACGAUCCCGGCGACGCCAUCGCUACGGCGUGUUCCUACGCGCCGUCGUUUCGGGGCUGCUUGUGUUGGUAUCGGUGUGGCUCCUCAUCUCUCACUCUCACCUUCGUUUACCUUCUCACGAGGUCAACUACGACUCCCGCCUCUCCGAUUCCCCCAACGACGACGCCGACGAGGACACCAUCGACGCUCUCGACAUCGUUGAAGAACAAACGCAGGACUCCACCGAAGCCGACGACGACGACGAGUCUUUGGAUCAGAACAACGCCUCCGGCUACGUCUUCCACCCCGUCCAGGGCGUGAUUCGAGCCUUCAGCAAGAGCUUCAUGGACGACGACGAAAUCUUCACGGAGUCGGAGGAUCGCGGUAAGACCGCGUUUGGAUCCGAUGACGUGGCGGUGGAGGAGAAUGUGAGAAGAAAGGCGAUUCAGGUAAACGGCGUUGAGGAUGCGCUUUUGUUGAAGACGAAUCGGAGGGUUUCGCCUUUGAGAGAAGGUUGGGGUGAUUGGUUUGAUAAAAGAAGUGAUUUUUUGAGGAAGGAUAAAAUGUUUAGGUCCAAUUUAGAGGGUUUGAACCCUUUGCAUAAUCCCAUUUUGCAAGACCCUGAUUCUGUUGGUCUCACUGGAAUCACCAAAGCUGAUAAAAUUAUUCGUAAUUCUUUGUUCAAUGACUUUAAGAGAAUUCCCUUUCCUGCUAGAAAGAUCGUUCAAGACCCCAAUUUGACUUAGCUAUUAGGUGUUGGGUGUUGUUUAAGAGGAAGUUUAUCAAUUUUCUCUUUGGAUCCUCUCCGGCAAGAUUUUGGUGCAGCCAAUAUCUGCAAAAAUCCCAACCAUUGAUAUGAUUUUGCACAAAAUUGAAAGAAGAAAGAUAAUAUUAUGUGCGGUUAAGAUUUCUGCUGCAGAGGCAGGAGAGUAUACGGUCUCGUAUUCUACUGUAGUAUAAUGUUGUUUGAUAAAUAAAAUAAUGUUUAUUUAUUAGGGGCUAACAUUUUGUUCGACAUGCCGUGUAAA
Messenger RNA from Abrus precatorius (Indian licorice), 1020 nucleotides. RefSeq lists its product as uncharacterized. Bases 1 to 738 code for a protein of 245 amino acids. The record is from RefSeq and is a predicted model, not a curated record. The transcript has a single exon. NCBI's taxonomy places the organism in Eukaryota, Viridiplantae, Streptophyta, Magnoliopsida, Fabales, Fabaceae.